Molecule: messenger RNA, 2344 nt
Organism: Sphaeroforma arctica JP610
Lineage: Eukaryota; Ichthyosporea; Ichthyophonida
Exons: 6
Coding region: 1-2052 (683 amino acids)
Biological process (GO): malate metabolic process; pyruvate metabolic process
Cellular component (GO): mitochondrion
Molecular function (GO): NAD binding; malate dehydrogenase (decarboxylating) (NAD+) activity
Source: RefSeq, a predicted model, not a curated record
AUGCUAUCCAGAAUUGGCUUUCACAAUUUGCGACCGAGGUCGUCCCAAAUGUCGUUUAUCACGCACUACUAUUCCACCAGUGAAAAUACUGUUAAUAUUGCAGAAGAUUCUGACGCGUAUGACAGAGAUGACUUUGACACGCGUCACGGGCCGGGCGGCCAGGGCCAAAGUCAAACACGCCGACAUCAGUCGAAAACUAAUAUACAUAGGCAUAAUGAAGACCCGUUCAGGGAACACAUCGGCACCUCGAGGCAAAGUAGUAGUGAUAGUAAUAGUACCAGACACGUAGACAGUGAAAUUAUGGCUGGAUUAAACUUACAACCUGGAAGUACCGUCAACGGCGAGUCUAGGCUUCGGUCACGAAGUGAUGUCGACCGCCGGUCCAAGCCCCCCACGUUCAGGUACACGCCCCAGGCUCUCCUGAGCAACCCCAGUUUCAACAAGGGCACGGCAUUCACCGAGGACGAGCGAGAGAAGUUCAACCUAACGGGCGUCAUUCCUCCCGUAAUCGAGUCGCUUGAGCAGCAGGUAGCACGAACACAGCAACAGCUUGACGGCUUCCCUGUCCCCUUGGACAAAUACAUCUACCUGGCUGCACUGGCGCGUAACAACGAGACUCUGUUCUACGCAACUCUCUUGAACGACCUUAAGGGCUGCCUUCCUAUUGUAUACACCCCCACAGUCGGAGAGGCGUGUCAGAAGUACGCGCACAUCCUACGCGGUCAUCAGGGUCUGUUCAUCGAUGCUAAGCACCACAAGGGAAAGAUUGACACGAUCCUCAACAACUGGCCCGUGGAUGAUGUGGAUAUCAUUGUAGUCACCGAUGGGUCUCGUAUCCUUGGACUGGGUGAUCUAGGCGUGAACGGCAUGGGUAUUCCGAUUGGAAAGCUUUCGCUCUAUGUAUCUGCUGCUGGCCUGCACCCCGCGCGUACUCUUCCCAUCACUUUGGAUAUGGGUACCAACAACCAGGACAACAUCAACGACCCUCUCUACAUCGGUCGAAAGGAACCACGUGUAGGCGAUGAAGAGUUCCACGCCACCGUCGACGAGUUCAUGUCCGCCGUCAAGCAGCGUUGGCCCGACUGUCUGGUGCAGUUCGAAGACUUCAGCACCGACCACGCCUUUGAGCUACUAGCGCGUCACCGUGAGCGACAGCUGUGCUUCAACGACGACAUCCAGGGCACCGCAGCCGUGGUGCUGUCCGGCUUCAUCGCCGCCACACUACAGAACGGCAUGGACUUCAAAGACCACCGCUGCUUGUUCUUUGGCGCCGGUAGUGCCGGGGUCGGGGUGGCCGAGCUGAUUGUGCAGUACCUACAGCAGCAGGGGUUGACCGCUGAGGAGGCCCGUCAGUGCUUCUGGCUGGUGGACUCUAAGGGUCUGAUCACCAGCACGCGUGGCGACAAGCUGCCUGCGCACAAGGUCGGUCUGCAGCGCCACGAUGUGCCCGCGGAUGAGCAGAAGACUUCUCUGCUGGAAGUGGUGAAGUACGUUAAGCCCACGUGCAUGUUCGGCCUGUCCACCCAGCCUGGUACCUUCACAGAGGAGAUCUGCAACCUGCUUGCAUCGUAUAGCGAGCGUCCCUUGAUCUUCCCCUUGUCCAACCCCACCAGCAAAGCCGAGUGCACCGCUGAGCAGGCGUAUAAGUGGACAAAUGGCAAGUGCAUCUUCGGUGCAGGCUCUCCCUUCGACCCCGUAGAGCUCAACGGCAAGACCUUCUUACCCGGACAAGCAAAUAACCUGUACAUAUUCCCUGGGCUUGGUUUGGGAUCUCUGGUCAUUGGUGCUAAGAGAGUCACAGACGAGAUGGUUAUGGCUGCCAGUGAGACCUUGGCCAAGCUGGUGACCAAAGAGGAGGCGGAGCUGGGUAUGGUAUACCCCAAUCUGGAUCGUAUCCGUGAAAUUAGUGUGUCGAUUGCGUCUGCGGUGGCAGAGACUGCCGUCAAACAGGGCCUGGCCAAUCCCCUAGAGGAAGGCACUAUGGAGGACCUCAUGCGUGCAAACAUGUACUAUCCCAAGUACCACCCCAUCCAGACAGACAUUGCGCUAUAGUAGAUCAAUGCGUUGGAUGCGGUAAGACACGCUACCUGUGCCGGUAGAUAGAGGAGAAGCAUGCUUACACCUGGUUCUAGAGGGAUUCUUGUAGGGAUUCUUGUAUAAGAGGGUAUAUAUAUAUCCCUCCAGGGCUAGGUAGCACUUUUUCUGGCGAGCUCGCAGAUAAGCGUAGCUAUUUACACGGUCACAACGCGUGAGUAAAGUCCAGUGUAUGACCAACUAAGAAUCAUUUAAAACAAAAAUAUUAGUCAAGGAUAUUUUAAAAUGAAAUUAAAAAGAAUGAUUUACA